This is a messenger RNA of Arabis nemorensis, 3522 nucleotides long. The record is from the annotation of a GenBank genome assembly. Lineage: Eukaryota; Viridiplantae; Streptophyta; Magnoliopsida; Brassicales; Brassicaceae.
AUGGUGGCCUCUUCGUCUUCCUCUGAUCAAUCACCGCCGCAGCACCAAGUCUUCAUCAAUUUCCGAGGGAUUCAGCUUCGGAACGGUUUCGUCAGCCAUCUAGCGAAAGCCUUGAGAAAAGAUGGAAUCAACGUCUUCAUCGAUAGUAACGAAACUAAAGGUAAAGAUCUCACCGUCUUUUUCUCGAGAAUCGAAGAGUCGAGGAUCGCGCUCGCGAUCUUCUCAAGCUUGUAUACGGAGUCAAAAUGGUGCUUGAACGAGCUGGAGAAGAUCAAGGAAUGCGUUGACUUAGGUAAACUUGAAGUCAUCCCCAUCUUCUACAAGGUGGAGACGGAUGAUGUGAAGAAUCUUAAGGGAGUGUUUGGUGAACAGUUUUGGGAAUUGGCUAAGACUUGUAAAGGUGAAAAGUUAGAUAAGUGGAGAGAAGCUUUAAAGACUGUUACAAAAAAACUAGGCUUUACGUUAGGCGAAAUGAGCAAUGAAGGUGAAUUCAUUGAUCAGAUUGUAAGGGAAGUCGUAAAAGUGCUAUCUGAUGUUUCGACGGAUCAAAUUAUUGUAGGAGAAGUCAAAGAAAUCCCCAUUGAUAAUCCUUGUGCAGGAGAUGAUGAAGAAACGCCUGACUCGCCUCCUCCUCCUCUGUUUGGCAUCGAAACACGUCUUAAACAAUUGGAAGAAAUGUUGGAUUUUGAAUCCGAGCGCACUCUUACGAUUGGUGUGGUUGGUAUGCCGGGUAUUGGUAAGACCACCUUGACGAAACUUCUGUAUGAAAAGUGGCAACACAAGUUCCUGCGGUGUGUAUUUCUUCAUGAUGUCCGUAAAAUGUGGAAAGACUGCGUGAUGGAUAGGAACAUUCUCAUGAGAGAGUUGUUGAAGGAUGAUGACGUGAAGGAAGAAGUCACUGACCUGUCACCUGAAUCCUUGAAGGCACUCCUGCUCAGUAAGAAAUCUCUUGUUGUUCUUGAUAAUGUGAGUGACAAGAAACAGAUUGAGAUUCUUCUUGGCGAAUGCGACUGGAUUAAGAAGGGUAGCAGAAUCUUUAUCACGACUAGCGACAGAUCGGUGAUUGCAGGGAAGGUUGAUGACACAUGUGAAGUCCUGAGAUUGAGUGGCAGAGACAGCUUUCAGUACUUCAGCUAUUUUGCCUUUAGUGGUAAGCUCUGCACUCCGGAGGGAAAUUUCAUGAAUCUUUCUAGAUUGUUUGCUGAUUAUGCCAAAGGCAACCCAUUAGCUCUCAAGAUAUUGGGUGUUGAGCUUAAUGAAAAAGACGAGACUCACUGGGAAAAAAAGCUUUGCGAGCUGGCACAAAGUCCUAAUAAGACUAUACAAGAUGUCUUGCAGAUAAGCUAUGAUGGACUUGGCCAGCUUCAAAAAGAUGUGUUUCUCGAUGUCGCUUGUUUCUUUAGAUCAGGGGAUGAGUAUUACGUGAGGUGUUUGGUGGAGUCUUGUGACACUGUGAGUGAGAUAAAAGAUCUUGCCAGUAAAUUCUUGAUAAACAUUUCUGGCGGACGAGUUGAGAUGCAUGAUUUACUGUAUACAUUUGGCAAGGAACUUGGUGCACAAGGGUCGCGUAGGCUGUGGAACCAUAAAGGUGUUGUUGGUGCAUUGAAGAAAAGAGCGGGAGCAGACAGUGUGAGAGGUAUUUUUCUCGACAUGUCUGAACUGAAGAAGAAACUUCCUUUAGAAAAAUGUACCUUCAGCGGGAUGCGUAAUCUUAGGUACCUCAAAUUCUAUAAUUCUAGUUGCUAUCGGGAAUGCGAAGCAGACUGUAAACUAAACUUCCCUGAGGGCCUUGAGUUUCCGUUGGAUGAAGUCCGAUAUCUCUAUUGGCUGAAAUUCCCUUUGAAGAAGCUUCCAAAAGACUUCAAUCCUAAGAAUCUUACCGACCUUAACCUGCCUUACAGCGAGAUUGAAGAGGUCUGGGAGGGUGUUAAGGAUACACCGAAAUUAAAGUGGGUUGAUCUUAGUAACUCAAGUAAGUUAUGCAAGUUGUCAGGGUUGCGAAAUGCUGAAAGUCUCCAAAGAUUGAAUCUUGAAGGUUGCACGAGCUUGCAGGAGUUGCCCCAGGAGAUGAAACGUAUGAAAAGUCUUAUUUUCCUCAACAUGAGAGGAUGCACAAGUCUCCUGUUUCUUCCACAUAUGAAUCUGAUCUCAUUGAAAACUCUCAUCCUCACCAACUGCUCAAGUCUUCAGGAAUUUCGGGUGAUUUCGGAUAAUCUUGAAACUCUACACUUAGAUGGAACUGCCAUAAGUCAACUUCCUGCGAACAUGGUGAAGCUCCAAAGACUUAUUGUGUUGAGCUUGAAAGACUGCAAAAAGUUGGUGUCGGUUCCAGAAUGCCUGGGGAAGCUGAAAGCUCUGCAAGAACUGGUGCUAUCUGGUUGUUCAAAGCUCAAGACUUUUCCAGUUCCCAUUGAAAACAUGAAAUGCUUGCAGAUUUUAUUGCUCGACGGCACAACAAUUACAGACAUGCCGAAGAUAUUGCAGUUCAAUAGAUCAAAAGUGGAAGACUUACCUAACUUAAGACAUGGGAUGAACGGCUUAUCCUCGUUGCGACGUUUGUGCUUAAGCAAGAACGAGAUGAUCAGCAACCUGCAAAUCGACAUCAGUCAACUAUCUCAUCUGAAAUGGCUUGACUUAAAGUACUGCAAGAAUCUCACAUCAAUUCCAUUGCUCCCACCAAAUUUAGAGAUCUUAGAUGCACAUGGCUGUGAGAAGCUGAAAACAGUGGCGUCUCCCAUGGCCCUUCUUAAGCUUAUGGAGCAGGUUCAGUCUAAAUUCAUUUUCACCAACUGCAACAAUCUGGAAGAAGUUGCAAAGAAUAGCAUCACGUCAUAUGCUCAAAGAAAAAGCCAGCUAGAUGCACUUAGAUGCUAUAAAGAGGGCAAUGUUUCAGAAGCUUUGCUCAUCACUUCCUUUCCAGGAAGCGAAGUACCUUCAUGGUUCAACCAUCGCACAAUUGGAUCCACUUUAGAGCUGAAGUUUCCGCCACAUUGGUGUGACAACAGGCUUUCAACGUUAGUUCUAUGCGCUGUUGUCGCAUUUCCUUACACUCAAGAAGAAACCAGCCGUUUCUCGAUACAGUGCACUUGUGAGUUCAAAAACGAACUUGGGACAUGUUUACGUAUCACCUGCGUUAUCGGUGGAGGUUGGAUCGAAUCGCGCAAGAUUGAUUCGGACCAUGUGUUUAUCGGUUACGCCAGUUGCUCACACAUAACAAAUCAUGUAGAAGGGUCGUUGAAGUCGCGAGACAAUCAGAAAUGUGUUCCUACAAAGGCUUCAGUCGACUUCAAAGUGAGAGAUGGAACAGGUGAGAUUGUGAAUUGUGGUUUAAGUUUGGUGUACGAGGAACCAAACCAUGUCGUUAUUGAAGGUAAUUGUAAUGAAAAUACUUCAAGAAGAGAUUUGUCAAUUGGAGAGAGUAUAGUGAGCUUUGCAGCUGGGCUUUUGUCCGAUGUUUUGAGGUUUGUGUGGAUCGGUCUUGUAUUCUUUUUGGCUUAUGGGUUUGCUAGAUUUUUUCAUUAA